This is a messenger RNA of Arabis nemorensis, 810 nucleotides long. Lineage: Eukaryota; Viridiplantae; Streptophyta; Magnoliopsida; Brassicales; Brassicaceae. The record is from the annotation of a GenBank genome assembly.
AUGGUUCUUGACUACUUCUCCNUGGAGUUCUUUGCUUUGACUGGUUUAGUACUUUCAGACAAAUGGGUGGUUUCUCCUCUUUCAAGAAAUUUGUUGAUUACUGUGGCUUCAAGAUUCUGGAGACCCUGUUUAGCUGACUUUAUCUGUUCUACUGAACAGCUUGCCCGCAGGAAGAAGAACUUGCCAUGGCAGAAUGAUUUGUUUGAAGAAAGCCUGAGAGCUGUUGGGGUAUCAGGAGUGGAAGUCGGAACCACGGUUUAUGUUACAAACCUUGAUCAGGGAGUGACAAAUGAAGACAUAAAGGAACUCUUUACUGAGAUUGGAGAGCUGAAGCGCUAUGCAAUUCACUAUGACAAUAACGGGCGUCCAAAUGGCUCGGCAGAAGUUGUGUAUAUGCGAAGAAGUGAUGCAUUUCAAGCUGUGAAGAGAUACAACAAUGUGCGGUUGGAUGGAAAGUUUAUGAAACUAGAGAUUAUGGGUGGGAAUACUGAGGCAGCUCCUGUUUCAGCUCGUGUCAAUGUAACAGGAUUGAACGGAAGGAUGAAGAGGACAGUUUUCAUUGGGAAAGGAAUUAGAGGCGGUAGAGGAGGAAGAGGAAGAGGUGCAGCUCCUUCUGUGAGACGCCUUCCAAUUGGCAGCCAAAACAACCAAGGAGGUGUNAGAGGCGGCCGAGGCGGGUUUCGUGGUAGAGGCCGAGGUGGCAGAGGGAAUAAUAGCGGCCGAGGCGGAAAGAAGCCGGUGGAGAAGUCUGCUGCAGAACUGGACAAGGAUCUUGAAAGCUACCAUGCAGAAGCUAUGAACAUCUCUUAA